UCUCCCGGGGAGGGCCCUACCAACGCUGCCGGCUGCGGCUACUGCAAGGGAGGCGGGGCAGAGCUCCUUUGCCUGCGUGCUGCCCCCGCCCGCCUGCCUCUUCUCCUCCCUGUUUUAUUUUGGCCUGCACGAGUCAGGCUCAGCCGCCGCCCGUGGCCCGAGUCCCCUCCUCCUCCCCCGCUGCCACCCCGUCUGGGGCUGGCGCGUGUGUGACCCGUUUGGGCUGCUGGAGGGUGCCCAGGAGGAGAGUUAGUCAGCAGCCGCCGCGGAGGAAGAGGAGGGGAGAGGAGGGCACGGCGGAGUCAUGGAAAACACUCUGCGGCCGCCGCAGCAGCAGCAACAGCCAGAGCAGCCCAAGCGGCGGCAGCAGCAGCAGGCAGGGGAGGAGGAAGAGGCGGCGGCGGCGGCUUUGUGUUUAGACUGAGGCUGAGGCCUGGGGGACAGGGGGAGAGGAAGGGCGGGCGGGCAGGUCGGCCUCUGCCUGGCCCGUCUCUCUUUCUCUCUCUCCGCGAGGGGCGACAUUUUGAGCGCCGCUUUUUCUCCUCAGGGAGAGGCGAUGAGGGCGCGACGGGCCGGAGGGGCGUCGGGGCGGUGAGGCGCGAAGGGGGCUGAGGGGAAGGCGGGGCGGGCCAGAAACCCCCCAGUUAGGUCGUCGUCUUCGUCUGUCUGAGCAAGAGAGAGGCGCCAGCCGUUGGCGGUUGCUUUUUUGGGGCUCGCUUUGUUGUUUUUCUUUCGCGAAGAGGAAGAUGAGGCGGUGAAAGUUGGGCCCUUCUCUCCCCCCCCCCUCCAUUCCCCCUUAUUGUUUCCCUCCCUUUCCCCGCUCGGGUUGUGUCAGGUGAGGGUUGACGCGUGGAGGACGGUUCAGACGUUCCUGCGGGUCGGGCUCGGAUUAUGCUCGCGGGGAGCCUUUUUAACCCCUCGAGGCGCAAAAGCGAGGGGGGUCUCGCCUUGGUAGCCCCUCCGAGAGCUGCGUACCUCUUGAGACUGACAAUGAGCCGUCAGCGUCUGUCGCUAGACGGUUUUUAUUUAGGCUAGACGGGUUUGGGAGGAGGAGGAGGAGGGGAAAAGAGGGUUAAGCUCUGCCCCUCCUGGCCGACUCUCGAACAGGUACAUUAAAAAAAAAAAAAACAAAACCAAGCAAGCAGAAAGCAAUGGAGUCCUGCUUGGGUUGACGUUGCCUUGAGCUCUGAUUUUUGGAUUCUGAUGGGGGGCGGGGGUUCAGCUUUUGUUUUCUGAGCUUUUGCCCCGGCAGGUUAUAAAUAGACCUGUUCAGAGGCUGUGUCAAGGAAGGACAAGUUCCAGAGAGAGAGAGAGACGGGCUGUCUUUAUCACCCCCCCCCCCCUCCCCAGCAGACUACUGCCUGCAAUUGCAAUGAAUGCCAAGAGGAGGCCUAGGUGAGACGUAUUUUUGUAAGCUGUUAAGGAAUAAGGACUGGAUUUCGAGUUUUUUUUUUUUAAUGAUUUCUACGAAAGAGAGCAAAUCUAGUUGGAGGCAGCAUCCGUGUGAGACGACACCGUAGGUGGGGGGGAAAGGACACUCCAUUCAGGCUUCUUCACUGACAUAAGCAACACCACCGGACUGAAAAUGAAGCCUGAGCGAGACACGUUAGAUGAAUACUUCGAGUAUGAAGCGGAAGAGUUCCUUGUCAACUUGGCCUUGCUGAUUACUGAAGGUAGAACACCAGAAUAUUCUGUCAAGGGUCGAACCGAAGGCUUCCACUGUCCUCCAGCCCAGUCGGGUCAGCCAGUAACAGCCAAGCAUGAAUGCAGUGACAAACUGGCCCAGUGUCGUCAAGCUCGACGCACUAGGUCUGAAGUCACAUUGCUGUGGAAAAAUAAUGUACCUAUCAUGGUAGAAGUGAUGCUACUUCCAGACUGUUGCUAUAGUGAUGAAGGGCCAGCCACAGAAGGGAAUGAUUUAAAUGAUCCUGCAGUCAAGCAAGAUGCCUUGUUACUAGAGAGAUGGAUUUUGGAGCCAGUUCCACGACAAAGUGGCGACCGAUUUAUUGAAGAGAAGACCCUCUUACUGGCUGUCCGCUCUUUUGUGUUCUUUUCUCAGUUGAGUGCUUGGCUGAGCGUUUCACAUGGCGCAGUGCCACGCAAUAUUCUCUACAGAGUAAGCGCAGCACAUGUAGACCUGCAGUGGACUUUUUCCCAGACACCAACUGAGCAUUUUUUCCCCGUUCCUAAUGUUUCUCACAACGUGGCCUUGAAAGUCAGUGUCCAGUCCUUGCCGAGACAAUCUAACUAUCCAGUCCUGACCUGCAGUAUUCACACCAACCUUGGCUUUUAUGAAAAGAGGGUAGGAGAGUGUGGAGGACAUCAGCACUGUAAUUCCUUCAAGGCCGAGCGAUGUAACACACCUGCCUCGCAGCACCUGUGCAGCAAACUGCUGUGGACCGAAGGUGUGCUCAGUGCCAAAAAAAGUCCUGAGCCUGGAACAGCUGUCAGAACCCUGAAAUUUUUCCCACCGACUGGGCUUGGAUCAGACUUCAAGGCAGAGUCUAAGCUCCAGUGCUAUACAGCUACUGUUGAGAGUAAGAAACUAUCACAGGAAACCUCAGAGAGAGCGUUAAAGCCUUCGGCCGACUCCCCUAAUGGCUACUCUUCCCGCCAUUCAUUAGGAGAUUCUAUUCCACUGAUAGGCUCUUUACUCCAAGAGCGGCAUGAGGUUAUAGCAAGGAUCGCCCAGCAUUUGAUUCACUGUGAUCCAGCAACGUCGCCUAUUAUGGGGCGGCCAUUCAAUGGGAAUGAAACAGGCAUGGUUAACUCGAAAGCCACUCGAACUGUGCACGAAGGUGAAAGUCUGCUGAGAAGAGGAAAGGAACUGUCCUCUGGAUCUACGGCUAACUUAGAACUAGCUUCAUCAGAAAACAGCAAUAUAGGAAAACCCCGAAUAAUACCAGAAUUACCAUUCUCCAACUCCCAGAGUCCAGUGACCCAGCGCUCCCGCCAAACUAUAGAGGAAGCUAACCCACUGAUAAGUUCUUUACUUCAGGAGCGGCAGGAGGUUAUCGCUAGGAUUGCUCAACACCUGAUUCACUGUGAUCCUCCACCUUCCCAUCCUGUGUUCAACAUACAUGAAAUCAGUUCAGUUAAUCCAAAGGGUUUUCAUAGUUCCUGUGUGGAGAACAGCCCGCCGAAGAAAGGAAGGGAGACUUUGUCGGAUUCCUUCUCUGCUUCAAGGCUGAGUUUGCUUGAAGACAACCUAAAAGCAAAAGGCAGAACACCAGCAACCCCUCCGAGUUCUUGUAGAUACGACGCUGAAUCAAAGGCAUCUCCAAAACCCCAAGCAAGAAGAAAAUUGCUUCUUGCAGAACAUAGCGAUGUAGUCCAAAAUACAUUUCAGCCAUCUCCUUCCGGUAGAAACACGCUUCCAAUGACUGUUACGAUCCAGUCUUGUAAGAAAGAAGAUAAUAGAGCAGAAUUGGCAGAUAAAUUGGAAGCGGUACUUUCCGGUUCUCCCCGUAAACCUCGAGUGGUAUACAAAAGUAUUGCCAAGCAGUGUUCCUCUUCCAGUUGUGGCAGUGAACUGAUUUGCACAGAUAAACUUAAGGACAGAACAAUUGCUAGCGAAAAUGGCAACACAGACUGUUUAAACAAUCCAAUGUCGGAUCGGUCUAGAAUACUUGAAAAUAUUAAAGUGACUGUAACACAGGCACCUGACAGUUUGCACAAAAGUGAGCCGAAGCGCUUAAGCCAAGACUCUAAACAACCAAAUAUUUGCGAACUGAACUCCCAGCUCACUAGUAUUGAAAACUAUUUGCAUAAAGACCACGAAAGUUUCCAGUGCAAAAACAAGCAAGAUAAAGUGAAAACCACGCAUGAUGAGAACGAAGACCCGACGGACUAUGCAACCCAAAAGCGUUUGCAGAAGAAACCCAUAGAUGAUGGCUCAGCUCCUGGUGAACAAAAGAAAAAUGGAGAUGUACUGAGAACAAUACCACUUAAACACGUUUGGCGGAGAAAUAAUUUUCACCAUCUGGACGGGACUUCCACCAAGGCUUUCCAUCCACGAACUGGCUUGCCUCUACUUUCGAGCCCUGUUCCUGAAAGAAAAACACGUUCUGGCUGUUUCGAUCUUGACGCGUCUCUGUUCCAGUUGAAAUGUCUGUCCUCCAAAAGUCCACAACAUUGUAUAAGCAAAGAGAAUGACCCAGAUGGCCAUGAGAAACCAUUUCUGAGUUCCAGUGCACCACCUGUAACAAGUCUUAGCCUCCUUGGAAACUUUGAGGAGUCUGUGUUGAACUAUCGUUUAGAUCCCCUGGGUGUCGUAGAUGGUUUCACAGCCGAAGUGGGAGCAAGCGGCAUCUUCUGUCCAACACACAUGACUCUUCCGGUUGAAGUUUCAUUCUACAGUGUUUCUGAUGACAACGCCCCCUCUCCUUAUAUGGGUGUAAUUGCUCUAGAAUCCCUUGGUAAAAGGGGUUAUCGGGUACCUCCUUCAGGAACAAUACAAGUGACCUUAUUUAAUCCUAACAAGACUGUGGUGAAGAUGUUUGUGGUGAUCUACGACUUGCGAGAGAUGCCGGCCAAUCAUCAAACAUUCCUACGGCAAAGAACCUUUUCUGUCCCCGUGAGACGAGAAACAAAGAGAAGUGUCAACAAAGAAAACACUCACAGGCGUCCUGAAGACAGGCUUCUUCGCUACCUCAUUCAUCUGAGGUUCCAGAGUUCUAAGUCUGGAAAGAUCUACCUCUACAGAGACGUAAGGCUCCUGUUCUCUCGGAAAUCCAUGGAAGUUGACAGCGGCGCCGCAUACGAACUCAAAUCUUACACUGAAUCUCCGACAAAUCCUCAGUUUUCACCCAGAUGCUAGCGAGGAUGAACUGUACAAAAGUAUUGUGGGAUUAUGAUUUAACAGAUGGGAAAAUUUGACAUGAGACCUGUUGUGUAAAGGUUUAAGUAGAGAAGCAAGUGAAAAGGUGGUUAAGUGAGCACUGAGGGUGUUCUGGGCUCCUGGACCAGUUUUUGGAAAGGCUUCUGAGAUUAGUGUUUGUGUAUUCCAAGUAGACUGGAACAUACUUAAGUCCUAAUCUUUUUUUAUACUGGUUUUAAACCACUUCAUUGGAUGUGUUGCAAUAGCAGAUUCCCAAAUUAGUUUUAGUGUUUACACCUUUAUUUUAUUUGUUUUUUUGGUUAUUUAAUAUUUAAUGUUUCUUUUACUUAAGUGAUGUUUGUCUUUACUGUUCUAAUGUAGCACAAAUCCUAUGUAAAAUCAUACUAUGUAUUUUUGACAUUACUAUUGAAAUCCAAAAUAUAUACAAAAAGUC
This is a messenger RNA of Heteronotia binoei (common prickly gecko), 5273 nucleotides long. It is a transcript of the gene ATOSA, whose product is annotated as atos homolog A. The record is from RefSeq and is a predicted model, not a curated record. Lineage: Eukaryota; Metazoa; Chordata; Lepidosauria; Squamata; Gekkonidae. The coding region runs from base 1586 to 4819 and encodes 1077 amino acids. The transcript is spliced from 12 exons.